ACACUCUGGACACCCCUCUGGACACUCUGGACACUCUGGACACCCCUCUGGACACUCUGGACACACUGAACACUCUGGACACUCCUCUGGACACCCUGAACACUCUGGACACUCCUCUGGACAGUCUGGGCACCCCUCUGGACACCCCUCUGGACACUCUGAACACUCCUCUGGACACUCUGGACACUCUGGACACCCCUCUGGACACUCCUCUGGACACUCUGGACACUCUGGACACCCCUCUGGACACUCCUCCCAGGGCAGUGAUGGCCCAGCUGCUGCCUCUGAGCUGUCAGAGAGGGACAAGGAGUCCCCAGGGCAGGAGGAGGAAUCCUCAUCCUCAGGAAACUCCUCCUAUAAAACCGCACUGACCAAAUUCUCAGAGAAAAGUGAAAGGGGAGCGUGGCAGGAGAAGGUAAAAGUGCUUGGGAGUGGAGUCCUGGAGAAGCAGGAAAAGGGAAAGAAGGUGCCUGAGCUUGUUUUGUUGAAUAAUUUCUCAGAGGGCUGGAGGAAGGGCCGUUCUGGAAGGUGGGGAGCUGAGGGUGCUCCUUGUGCAGCAGCCCCCGAGCCGGGGCAGGAAGGGGGGCUGCAGCUGCCCGCCGGCCCCAGGGGCUGGGGGCUCACGGCUGCUCCCGAGGAGCUGCUCCCAGCAAUGCUGAGGCAGGCAGCAGCCGGGCUGGGCACAGAGGGGCCGGCUGUGCCCCCCAGCCAGCCCCAGGACACGGCUGGGGGCACCUCGGGGUGCUCUGGGCACGGCCCGGGGGGAGCAGAGCCCACCGCAGGCAGCCAUGAGCUGACCGGCUCCGAGCUCUCCAUAGAGAGGGGACACAAAGUCACAGAGAUCUCCCCUUCCUUCAGCCUGGGAGCUGAGGGCUCCUUCUCCCUGCACCUGGCUCGUCCCAACUUCCAGUCCACCCCUGGGGUGUUCCUCGAGAGAACCGGGAAGGUGGAAGGACGUGGGGUCCCGGCCAUCCCUGCAGACCUUCAGGCCUCUCUUUCCCGCUCAGAGGAGUCCCCUGUCCCUGGAGCAGGGAAGGAAGAUCCUGCCCAGAGAGCAGUGGAAGAAAGCUGUGGCCAUUUGGAGUCCCUGAGGCUGGAAUCCCCUGGCUGUGGCAGGAUGCAGCCCUGCCCAGCGCUGGGUUUCCUGGAGAAGGUGGGAGCGUGGCACGUGAGCCAGCCAGAGCAGGUUCCUGACAGCUCAGGGGUCCCAGGGGCGCUUCCCCCUGCAAGGAGAGCCUCCAGAUCACUUCCCAGGGCUGCAAGCUGUAUUUUAGCAGGACAGAGGAGCCCUGGGGAUCCCCAGGACUGCGCUGCUCCCUCCUCCAGUGGGGCAGGUUCUGUGGGCAGCUGGGAUUUCCCUCAUGAGAGCCUCCAGCUCGGUCCAGCUCGGGGCAGAUCCCGCUCUGACACCUCCCUGAGCUCCUGCAGGGAGAGCAGAGCCUUGGUCAGAGCCAGCUCAGCCUGCAGUGAGAGCUCAGCCUUGGUCAGAGCCAGCUCAGCCUGCAGUGAGAACAGAACCUCGUUCAGAACCUCAGUCAGAACCAGUCCAGCCUGCAGUGAGAACAGAACCUCAUUCAGAACCAGCCCAGCCUGCAGUGACAGCUCAGCCUUGGUCAGAAGCAGUCCAGCCUGCAGUGAGAACAGAACCUCGUUCAGAACCUCAGUCAGAACCUCAGUCAGAACCAGCCCAGCCUGCAGUGAGAACAGAACCUCGUUCAGAACCAGCCCAGCCUGCAGGGAGGAGCCUCCAGGACACCCCAGCCCCACCAUGGGUCUCUCCCAGAGCUCCUCCAUGGGCUCCCUGGCAGGAGGGGCUGGAGCUGGGCACGGUGACACCAGGCGAAGCUCGGCCCCAGAUGUGUUCGUGUGCGGCCUUGCUCAGCUCCUUACAAAGCACGAGGAUUGUGAGGAAAAGGAAAAUCAGUCCCUCAACCUGAAUAUUGCCACUGGACACGAUAUCAUGGAGAACUUUGGAGCUGUUUCCUUGGAGAGUUUGGAUUUUCCUGUCGGCUCUGGGGAGCCUCAGGGGGCCCCAGGCUGUGGUUUGGGCUCCCUGGUGGUGCCCAGGCCCUGCCCCAGUGCAGGAGAGAACAGCUCCAUCCCCCCUGGAGCAGCGCUGCAGACUCCUGAGAAAGAAGAGUUGAAUAUUGAAGAAAGGAUCCCGAUCUACCUGCGGAACCUGGGCAUCGAGCAGUCCCCUGGCAGCAUCCUGGCGCCCUUCGUGCCCCGGAGGCCCCUGUGGGAGCUGGAGUUCUCCCCCUCGGGGCUCAGGAGCCUGCAGGAUCCUCUGGGCUGCCUGGCCAGGGUCCCCCCGCAGGCGCAGGGUACUCUGCUGCCAGCCUUCCAGAUGUCAGAGGCCGGCUUUGGCAGGGUGACAUCCCCGGGGAGCGUGUCCCCUCCCGGGGGCUCUGCGGCGGUGCUGUCCCCCCGGGAGCUGUCCGGGGAGCCCCCAGACAGCCAGGGCGGUGUGCCGUGUCCCCAGCCGGGGCUGCCUGUCCCCGUGUCCCCAGCCCGGGCUGCGGAGGGUUCCCCGGGAUCUGCUGGAGCGGAGCAGGACGUGCCCAGCCGCUCCUCGGGCAGGGACAGUGCCCGGGACGGGGGGACGAGUGCUCGGGUUCCCUUUGCUGGCCGUGAGCCCGGCAGCCUGCAGGGAUGGGCGGCUGGGGCUUUGUCUGGAGCUGGCAAUGGAGUGGAAUUGGACAGAGGGUCCCAGAGCUGCAGCGGGGGAAGUGAGAGCGGCCAGGGCUGGGAAGGAGAUUCCCCGCUGGGCUCCGGGGCCCUGCGGGAGCUGCGGGAGCUGCUGGCACGGGCCGAGGAUCUGGCUGCCGGCUGGGCCCGGCCUGCCUUCCCCUCAGCUUCCCGCACGGAAACCGGGGAGGCUCCCCCGGCACUGCCUGGGAGAGAGCCCGAUCCCGGGGACCCCAGGGUGGGGAAGGAGCGGAUCCCUGAGCCUGUGACCCAGAGGGGUGUGCGGGGAGAGGGGCUGGGGUUCCAUCCUCCGGAUCCUGGCAGCUGCCAGCAGGGACGGGGAGAUGCCUCGGCUGUCAGCCUGCAGCGGCGGGAAGGGCUGAGGGGAGCGGCCCAGCGGCCCAGGCCGGGCAGGGCAGAGCCGGAGGGCUGCAGCGCUGUGCCCAGGAGCCAGGCUGUGCUGGUGGGGCCGGCACAGAGCGGAGCCAGCAGCGGCCUGAGCUCGGCCCCACAGCCGGGCCCUCCUCCCCUGCAGCCCCCGGGCACCGGCCCCGCUCUCCCGGGGAGCUCCCGGGGCUCUGUGGGCCGGGCCGGAGGGGCGCAGGGGACACGGGGCAGCAGCAGCGAGGACAGCAGCAGUGGGGAUUCGCUCGGUGCCCGUGUCAGGAGCCUCCUGGGCAGCACCAGGGGACACCUGGGCAGCACCGGGGGACAGCCGGGCACAUUCCGGGGGGCUCUUGAGAGCAGCAGCAGUGGGGAUUCGCUCAGUGCCCGUGUCCGGAGCCUCCUGGGCAGCACCCAGGGACAGCCGGGCACAUUCCAUGGAGCUCUCCAGGACAGCAGUGGUGAUUCCCUGGCCGCCCGUGUCCGGAGCCUCCUGGGCAGCACCGGGGGACACCUGGGCAGCACCAAAGGACAGCCGGGCACGUUUCAUGGAGCUCUCCAGGACAGCAGCAGUGGGGAUUCGCUCAGUGCCCGUGUCCGGAGCCUCCUGGGGCCGGCAGCCCCGGGCACCGCUGCCCACCAGAUCCUCAGGGACGCCGAGGAGCAGGAGAGGAAAAUCCGAGCCUGGGUGAAGCUGAAACUGGCCAGCCAGUCCCAGGAGUCUGGGCCAGACAGGGAUGGAGAGACCCAGCACAGGAUGGAGGGAAUGAAGGCAGAGCUGUUCCCAAAGACCAGGGAAUCCGCACAAGCCAAGGAUCCGUGGCUCUGUGGUUUGGGAGCAGGUUCUGAGCAUCUGAGGAAGCAGGAACAGGACCUGGAGCGUUUCCAGGCUCCCAGGUUUCCCAGGGACAGGCACAGACAGACAGACAGACAGCUCUUCCCGUCCAGCUCCCCACCAGCAGUGCCAGUCCUGAGAGCUGAUCCCUGGGAUUGCUCCCUGCUGCAGGACAUGCAGCUCAAACUGUGGGGUCCUGCUGGGCUGCAGGACAUGCAGCUGGAGACUCGGAGCACUGCUGGGCUGCAGGACAUGCAGCUGAAGCCCCAGAGCGCUGCUGGGCUGCAGGACAUGCAGCUGGAGACUCGGAGCACUGCUGGGCUGCAGGACAUGCAGCUGGAGACUCGGAGAACAGAUGGGCUGCAGGACAUGCAGCUGAAGCCCCAGAGCACUGCUGGGCUGCAGGACAUGCAGCUGGAGCCUUGGAAUUCUUCUGAGCUGCAGGACAUGCAGCUGAAGCCCCAGAGCACUGCUGGGCUGCAGGACAUGCAGCUGGAGCCCUGGAAUUCUUCUGGGCUGCAGGACAUGCAGCUGGAGCCUUGGAGCACUGCUGAGCUGCAGGACAUGCAGGACAUGCAGCUGAAGCCCCAGAGCACUGCUGACUUGCAGGACAUGCAGCUGAAGCCUUGGAGCACUGCUGGGCUGCAGCAGAUGCAGGACAUGCAGCUGAAGCCCCAGAGCAGCACUGAGCUGCAGGACAUGCAGCUGAAGCCCCAGAGCAGCACUGAGCUGCGAGUGUGUGAGCAGCAGCCAGCCGUGGAGCGCAGCAGUGCCGUGGCAGAGCUCUGUGGCCCCCUGGCAGGGGAUCCCUGUGCAGGGAGCGGUGCUGCUGCCCCCUGUGCCCGCGGGCAGCCGGGCGAGCCGAGCUCCUCCGACACCCUCUGCUCCUGGAGGCGGGCUCCAGCCCCGCUGGGACCCCGGGCACGCAGCCCCAGCCCGGCCAGGGACGGGAUCCUGCCGGGGGAGGCUCCCUGUGCUCGCCCUGGGGAGGAGAGGCUGGGCACAGAGCCCUGGGAGAGGAUCCAGAGCUGUCCCCCCAGCCCCACGCUGGCCCGCUCCCGGGAGCCCGGGGAUGCUGCACAGCUUCCUCCUGUCCCCACUGCCACUGCUGGAGCUGGAGCUGCUCAGGGAACAGCCCGGGGGGCUGGGAGCAUCCACACUGGGCAAACACAGAGCCUGGCUGCACAGCAGCCCCAAAUCCACACUGGGCAAACACAGAGCCUGGCUGCACAGGCCGAUCGCUCCGAGCUGCGCGGCGCCGGGGCCGCUGGAGCUGGGAUGGAGCUGUGGGACAAACCCCAAGUGAAGGCUUUAAAAGCAGCUCCAGAAGCUUCCGUGGAAGCCCAGCCCUUGCUGCUGCCCUACAAGCCCUUGGGAAGUGCUGGCAUGUAUUAUGUGCCCUGCCAGAGAUCAGGAGCCAGCGUGUCCCCAGAGACCAGCGAGGCCAGCAGAAACAGCUCCCACUCAGGGUCUGAGGAUGUGGCUGCAGUGCUCCUGGCCCGAGUGCUGGCCCUGGGGGACGAUUCCCCUCCUGCCAGGACAGCUGUCCAGCACAGAGGGACAAGCCAUGGCCACAGGGCUAAGCUGGCCUGGGCUGAGGAGCAGGGGACACCACUGGAACAGUCUUCAGAGCUCCCCGAUGGCUCCGGGCGUGUAAAACCCUCCGGUUGUGCCCGUUCCCCCUCGAGCGGCGGCUGCUGCCCGGCUCCCCGGCAGCUGUGCGGGGUCUGUGCCGGAGCAGGACCCGCUGGCCCAUCCUCGGGGGCUGUCCUGGCCGGCUCCCAGCGGCAGGGUCCCCGUGUGUCCCCCGGGCCGGCCCGGCAGCUCUGGGCUGUCCCCGCGGAGGCCGAUGACAGCGGGAGCGAGGAGCCCGGCGCAGCCUUGGGGAGCGGGAUGGAGCCGCAGCAGGACAAUGCUGGAAGGGAUCCUGCACCGCCCAGCCCUGCAGAUCUCCCCGCUGGGAGCCGGGGGAAGGCGGCACGGCACAGGAGCCGCCCCGGGGGCAGCCUGGGGAAGCUGUGGGUGACGUUCCUGGAGCGCCAGAGCAGACAGCAGCAGGAUUCCGGGGACAGCGGGGAGCUGUCCCUCGUGGAGCGCCUGGAGCGGCUGGCCAGGCUCCUGCAGAACCCCAUCAGACACACCCUGGCACCGACAGCGGCUCGGGAGGAGCUUCCUGAGGGGUGCACACAGGGAAGGGAGCGGCUGAAAAUACGGCUGGCAGGAGGAGGCAGGUCUGGGAGCGGCACGGAGCCCCGGGGAACGCGAGCGGGACGGAGGCCACAGGUGAUCCAGGAGGAGCCCGGGGCACACAGGCCGGGCCAGAAGGUGAUCCAGCACCUGAAGACGAUUCUGGAGCAGCAGCAGCAGCUGGGAAUUGCGAGUGACAGCUCCUCGGAGGCCAGGCUGAGCACAGAGCCCGGCGGCUGCAGCAGCUGCAGCACCUCGGGGUGGGACACGGGGACCCCGGCGGGGCCGGACACCUCCCCGGCCUCUGGGGACAGCAGCUCCCUGUCCCUGGCCACCAUCGACACGGCCAGGCUGCUGCGGGCCUUUGGGGAGCACAGGCUGGGGCUGGGCUCACAGCUGGGCUCACAGCCUGUCACACAGCUGGGCUCACAGCUGGGCUCACAGCUGGCCCCACAGCCUGUCACACAGCUGGCCCCACAGCCUGUCACACAUCUGGGCUCACAGCUGGGCUCACAGCCUGUCCCACAGCUGGCCCCACAGCUGGGCUCACAGCUGGGCUCACAGCUGGCCCCACAGCCUGUCACACAGCCGGCCCCACAGCUGUCCCCAGAGCUGCCCCCGAGGCUGGCCCAGCUGUACUGUGCCAUCAGCCAGCAGAGGAGCCGCUCGGAGCGCUGGGAUGAGGAGAGUGAAGGAGCGGGGGCUGAGAGCCUCGGGAAGGGGCAGCAGAGCCAGCCGGCCCCACAGCUGUCCCCAGAGCUGCCCCCGAGGCUGGCCCAGCUGUACUGUGCCAUCAGCCAGCAGAGGAGCCGCUCGGAGCGCUGGGAUGAGGAGAGUGAAGGAGCGGGGGCUGAGAGCCUCGGGAAGGGGCAGCAGAGCCAGAGCACCAUCCCCUUUUCCUCAGACUCCACUUGUGCCAGCAGCAGCUCCUGGGGACCGAGCUCUGCCCUCAGGAACAAGCGACGGCCACGGAUGCUGAACAAAGGGAUCCAGGCAGGGACUCAGUGGCUCGUCCCAGCAGAGGACUUGAAAUGUGACUGGAGGAAAGAAAACCAGUCCAGUGCCCUUCCUGGCCCUGGGCCAGCCUGGUUUGAGCCCUGGAGCAGCACAAAGCCCUGGAGAGAGCCCCUGCGGGAGAAGAACUGGGAGCAGCAGCCCAGGCUGGGCCGGGCAGGGGCUGGCAGGGGGAAGCUGACACUGCAGGAGGCCCUGGCCCUGCACCGCCCCGAUUUCAUCUCGCGCUCGGGACAGCGCCUGCGGCACCUGCGGCUGCUCCGCGAGGAGAGGAGGCUGCAGAGGCUCUACGAGCAGCUCCCCGAGGUGAGGAGGAAGAGGGAGGAGGAGCAGAGGAAGCUGGAGUACAGCUCCCACCGCCUGCAGGCUCGGCUCUACAGAACUAAAAUCACCAACCGUGUCCUGGGGAAGAAGGUGUCCUGGAGCUGA
Messenger RNA from Parus major (Great Tit), 7537 nucleotides. RefSeq names its product ALMS1 centrosome and basal body associated protein (gene ALMS1). The record is from RefSeq and is a predicted model, not a curated record. Gene Ontology annotation, biological process: regulation of centriole replication. NCBI's taxonomy places the organism in Eukaryota, Metazoa, Chordata, Aves, Passeriformes, Paridae. Gene Ontology annotation, cellular component: cytosol; centriole; centrosome. Bases 653 to 7537 code for a protein of 2294 amino acids. The transcript is spliced from 15 exons.